UCACGUGUUUUAAGUAUACUAGUCAAGAAUACGGAACGCGAUCCUGUGCCCCCAGUCAAGUUAAAAGAAGAUUAGAGAAUGAGGAAAAUGGAUACAAUGCCAGCAGCAGCAGUCUAUCAAAAAGGCCGUGUUCCUCCAGACAGCCUUUACAAGUCAUCAGUGAAUCCACAACCAAUCACAAUGAGCGAAUAUUACAAAUAUUGUCCCAACCAUUCAAAGUUCCCAUCCCUAACUACACUGGAGGUGCCAGGAGAGGGCUGGGCAUGAGGAGGUGUGGUCUAAAGACAGCCCUACAUGACCCGUUUGAAGAGAAUGCUUUGGUACUCUAUAGCCCACGGGAGGUAUCGGCACAGGAGCAACUGAAGACUGUCAGUUCUGAAGUUGAUGUUCACGUUGUUGUGGAUCCAGUAUUAUCUAAAGUCUUGAGGCCGCAUCAGAGAGAAGGUGUCAAGUUUAUGUGGGAUUGCGUAACAGGUCAGCGUAUCCAUGGUAACCACGGGUGCAUAAUGGCUGACGAGAUGGGCCUUGGUAAAACCCUCCAGUGUAUAACUUUAAUGUGGACACUACUGAAACAGAGCCCUAAAGGGACCCCUACCAUAGACAAGGCAAUCAUAGUGACACCUUCCAGUUUAGUAAAGAACUGGUACAAUGAGAUUGGUAAAUGGUUAAGCGGUCGACUCUCAGUGAUUACCAUUGACUCAGGGACCAAGGAAGAGAUUGACAGGAAGUUGGGUCAGUACAUCACUCAACAUGGGAGAGUAGUGAGUCCAGUCCUGAUUAUAAGUUAUGAGACCUUCAGACUACAUGCUCCUGUACUUCACAGUGGGAGCACUGGACUAAUAAUCUGUGAUGAGGGUCAUCGGUUGAAGAACUGUGAGAACCAGACCUAUACAGCACUGACACAGUUAAAGACACAAUGUCGGGUCCUCCUGUCAGGGACUCCAAUACAGAAUGACCUCCUGGAGUAUUUCAGUUUAUUACAUUUUGUGAAUACAGGAAUACUGGGCACCACUAGUGAGUUUAGACGUCAUUUUGAGGGGCCGAUAUUGCGUGGGCGGGAUGCAUCAGCUACUGAUAAAGCAGUUCAGUUGGGUCAAGAGAGGCUCCAGGAGUUAUCAUCGAUUGUUAAUAAAUGUAUCAUUAGGAGGACGGCAUCAAUACUCACUCACUAUCUUCCUGUUAAAUAUGAACUGAUAAUCUGUUGUCAGUUAACGUCAGUUCAGUGUCUCUUGUAUGAUAAGUUACUGGAGAGUUCCAGUACCAAACUGAUAUUGGAGGAAAAGAAUAAGAAACAAAGUUCAUCACUUGCAGCUGUGACAGCUUUGAAGAAACUAUGCAACCAUCCCUCAUUAAUUAAUAUUGGUGAGUUUGAUGAACCUGUUCAUUAUUCCAGUAGUAAGAGCAUUCAGCCGGAACACUCAGGUGGGUGUGGUCAGUUAUUAAUAGUUAUUAAUUCUCCUUCAGGUAAAAUGCUUGUAUUGGAUUAUUUAUUGGCUGUUACCAAGGCAACCACUAACGAUAAGAUUGUUCUUGUGUCGAAUUAUACUCAAACUUUAGAUUUGUUUGAAGACCUGUGUAGAUUACGGAAGUACCAGUUUGUUAGACUGGAUGGGUCAAUGUCAAUCAAAAAAAGAUCAAAAAUAGUUGAUAAAUUUAACGAUCCUAUGAGUUCUGAUUAUAUAUUCAUGUUGAGCAGUAAGGCUGGUGGGUGUGGUCUCAACCUCAUCGGAGCCAAUCGACUCAUAAUGUUUGAUCCUGACUGGAACCCAGCCAAUGAUGAUCAGGCCAUGGCUAGAGUGUGGAGAGAUGGGCAGAAGAAACAAGUUUUUAUAUACAGACUAUUAUCGACUGGCAGUAUAGAAGAGAAGAUAUUCCAGCGACAGGCUCACAAGAAGGCUUUGAGCAGCUGUGUGGUGGAUAAGGAGGAGGACACCGAGAGACACUUCUCACUGGAUGACUUAAAACAAUUAUUCAAACUGAACAAGGACACGCCCUCUGACACUCAUGACAAGUUAAAUUGUAAAAGAUGUUUAUUUAACAAACAGAUUAAGGAGCCUCCAACUGGCAGUGAUUGCUCCAGCGACCUCUCUCAUUGGAACCACUCCACUGAUAAGAAGAUCCUCCCUGAUUCAAUACUCAAAACUGCUUGGGAUCCAAGUCUCAUCAGUUUUGUGUUUCAUCAAAGAUCUCACGAAGCUCAGCGAUCGACAGUUUAAAUCAUCAUAAUUUAUUUAUUUUUAUUAACAUCAAAAUAAGUGAUAAAACAUUUAAUAUAAUAUAUAUAUGAACAUAAAUUGAGUAGUUAUUGUCCAUUAAAAGAUGCUUUAAUAUGCCAGUA
Molecule: messenger RNA, 2338 nt
Organism: Amphimedon queenslandica
Lineage: Eukaryota; Metazoa; Porifera; Demospongiae; Haplosclerida; Niphatidae
Product: DNA repair and recombination protein RAD54-like
Exons: 22
Coding region: 264-2216 (650 amino acids)
Biological process (GO): double-strand break repair via synthesis-dependent strand annealing; reciprocal meiotic recombination
Cellular component (GO): nucleus
Molecular function (GO): DNA translocase activity; ATP binding
Source: RefSeq, a predicted model, not a curated record